Molecule: messenger RNA, 831 nt
Organism: Penicillium bovifimosum
Lineage: Eukaryota; Fungi; Ascomycota; Eurotiomycetes; Eurotiales; Aspergillaceae
Product: dodecenoyl-CoA isomerase
Exons: 2
Coding region: 1-831 (276 amino acids)
Biological process (GO): fatty acid beta-oxidation
Cellular component (GO): peroxisomal matrix
Source: RefSeq, a predicted model, not a curated record
AUGUCAAACGAGAAUAUCAUCACCGUCUCCUACCAGGAUCGCGUAGCAAUCGUGACCCUCAAUCGGCCCGACAAGCUAAACGCCCUCAAUGCCGAUCUGUACUACCUGCUAGGCGAGCGCCUGCGCGAGAUCGAUGCACGAAAGGAUAUUUUCAUCACAGUCGUCACUGGAACUGGUCGUUUCUUCUCGGCUGGCGCAGACGUAAAUAGCACCCGUCCCGGCACCGGCGGCCUAAGCUCCAGCGUCCGUCGCGAGCUCGUCAAAGGCUUUGUGGCCAACAACGUCGACGUCACCCGCUCUUUCUACAAUCACUCCAAGAUCCUCGUCGUCGCGCUGAACGGUCCUGCUGUCGGUCUCUCUGCUGCGCUCGUCGCCCAUGCGGACUUCAUCUACGCUGCCCCGCACACCUUCAUCCUGACCCCGUUCUCCUCGCUCGGUCUCGUUGCCGAGGGCGGCGCCAGCCGCGCCUUUGUCGAGCGUCUCGGCAUUGCUAAGGCCAACGAGGCUCUUAUCAUGAGUAAGCGGAUUACUUGUGAGGAGCUUGUUGCUGCGGGCUUCGUUAAUAAGGUUAUUACGCCUGAUUCCGGGAAGAAGGAUGAUUCCGAGGGUUUCUUGAAGAAGGUGCUUGCCGAGGUUGAGGAUCGUCUUGGUACACACUUGAACCAGACUAGUUUGCUCGGCAUUAAGGAGUUGAUUAGACGGCCUGAGAGGGAGCUUUUGGAUCGCCAGAAUGGCAUUGAGGCCUUUGCCGGUCUUGAGCGGUUCUUGGCUGGUUAUCCCCAGGAGGAAUUCAGGCGGUUGGCGUCUGGUGAGAAGAGACAUAAGCUCUAG